Messenger RNA from Penicillium angulare, 1782 nucleotides. RefSeq names its product serine/threonine-protein kinase. Bases 1 to 1782 code for a protein of 593 amino acids. The record is from RefSeq and is a predicted model, not a curated record. Gene Ontology annotation, molecular function: protein kinase activity; ATP binding. NCBI's taxonomy places the organism in Eukaryota, Fungi, Ascomycota, Eurotiomycetes, Eurotiales, Aspergillaceae. The transcript is spliced from 5 exons. Gene Ontology annotation, biological process: protein phosphorylation; spliceosomal complex assembly; regulation of mRNA processing.
AUGGAAGGUGUUGAUCUCACCAAAGCUGUAUUGAACAAGGGUAAACAGAUGGCGUCUGUUGCUGCCUCCGCUGCCAAUGGCACCGGUGGGAAGAAGAGGAGAAAGGGGACCGAUCUGAAGCCGAUCGUCACUAAUGAUGCAAACCCAGCCGCUGCCACUGAUGCCAAACUGAACUUCAGCUCACACAUCUUCUUCUCCAGCAGUGGCGCCGCGCCCGCAAACCCCAAAGCCGCCGGUGCGACAGCAUCUAGAUCCCCCUCCUCUUCAUCAGGAGAAGAACCCGAAACUACCGCCGAAGAAGAAGACUCCGAGGAUUAUUGCAAGGGUGGCUAUCACCCGGUCGCGGUCGGCGAGACAUAUAACAAUGGGCGGUAUGUGGUGGUUCGCAAGUUAGGUUGGGGCCAUUUCUCCACAGUCUGGUUGUCUAGGGAUACGACAACGGGCAAACACGUUGCAUUGAAGGUUGUGCGCUCCGCAGCUCACUAUACCGAGACCGCGAUCGAUGAGAUCAAAUUGCUCAAUCGGAUCGUGCAAGCGAAACCAUCUCACCCGGGCCGCAAGCAUGUGGUCAGUCUGCUGGACUCAUUCGAGCACAAGGGACCCAACGGCGUACACGUAUGUAUGGUGUUUGAGGUACUGGGUGAGAAUCUGCUAGGUCUGAUCAAGCGGUGGAACCAUCGCGGUAUCCCCAUGCCGCUGGUCAAGCAGAUCACGAAGCAGGUGCUACUAGGAUUGGAUUAUCUCCAUCGCGAGUGUGGGAUUAUUCACACCGAUCUCAAGCCGGAGAAUGUUUUGAUUGAGAUUGGUGAUGUAGAGCAGAUUGUGAAGGCGCAUGUGCAGCAAGAGGAGGCGAAGAAGGAGAAGGAGAAUAAGGAAGAUAACCGGAAUGGACGUCGACGGAGACGCACGUUGAUUACGGGUAGUCAACCGCUGCCCAGUCCAUUGAAUACUAGCUUUAGUAGCUAUGAUUUCAAGCACAGCUCCUCCCACUCACAUAGCAGCUUAAGCCAGAUGGUCAAUGAUCCAACACCGGAAUUGCCAUCGAUGAGGGACGCGCUUGGUAUUAAGGAGGAAGGUGAUAAGCAGCAGGAGCGAGAGAAGACAGCUGAUCUCCUGGAGAGAGAGGUGUCUGGUAUCUCCCUGGACAAGAGCUCAUCAACUAAAUCCCUCGAGGAGGAGAUCGAUGCUAGCAUCAUUUCGGUCAAGAUUGCUGAUCUGGGUAACGCUUGCUGGGUGGGUCACCAUUUCACCAACGACAUUCAGACACGGCAAUACCGAUCUCCCGAGGUUAUAUUGGGUGCGAAAUGGGGCGCCAGCACUGAUGUAUGGAGUAUGGCAUGCAUGACCUUCGAGCUCAUCACUGGAGAUUAUCUCUUCGAUCCUCAAUCCGGAACCAAAUAUGGCAAAGACGACGAUCACAUCGCGCAAAUCAUCGAAUUGCUCGGCCCCUUCCCAAAAUCAAUGUGUUUAUCAGGAAAAUACUCGCAAGAAAUCUUCAAUCGCAAGGGCGAACUCCGAAACAUCCACCGACUCCGCCACUGGGCACUUCCCGAAGUCCUCCGUGAAAAGUACCACUACACAGUCGAUGAGGCUAUGCGAAUCGCUGAAUUCCUCUUACCGAUGCUAGAUCUCUCCUGUGAGAAACGUGCCAAUGCAGGUGGCAUGUCUUCGCACGAGUGGAUGCAAGAUACAGCUGGUAUGAGUGAGGUCGAUCUUGGAAUAGCACCCGGUACGAAAGGGGAUGGGAUUGAUGGAUGGGCGAUGGAGGUGAAACGACGAUGA